This is a messenger RNA of Sphaeramia orbicularis (orbiculate cardinalfish), 14393 nucleotides long. It is a transcript of the gene dync1h1, whose product is annotated as dynein, cytoplasmic 1, heavy chain 1. Gene Ontology annotation, cellular component: axonemal dynein complex. The transcript has 78 exons. Bases 119 to 14056 code for a protein of 4645 amino acids. Gene Ontology annotation, molecular function: dynein light intermediate chain binding; ATP hydrolysis activity; ATP binding. Lineage: Eukaryota; Metazoa; Chordata; Actinopteri; Kurtiformes; Apogonidae. The record is from RefSeq and is a predicted model, not a curated record. Gene Ontology annotation, biological process: microtubule-based movement.
ACAGCGGCAGUCAGCCUCUGACUAGCUGGGUAGGUGCCAUAGACAGCUACCACACAUCAGUCUCAUUUCUUUGUCCGGUUUAAAAGAGCGGCUCGGUCUUUGGUGACCGUUUUUUAAAAUGUCCGACGGCGGAGGAACGGAGGAUAACUCCGGCACCAUGGAGGUGUCCACGGUCCAAACGGUGGCAGACACCUCGGUGUUGCAGAAGCACAUCCGUAAACUUGUCCCGUUGCUCCUGGAAGAUGGCGGCGAGGCCCCGGCCUCACUGGAAACCGCCCUGGAGGAGAAGAGCUCCGUGGAACAGAUGAGGAAAUUCCUUGCUGAUCCCCAAAUCCACACCAUCCUGGUAGAGAGAAGUGCAUUGAAAGAGGAUGUCGGAGAUGAAGGAGAGGAAGAGAAGGAGUGCAUCACUUACAACGUCAGCAUUGAUAUUCACUAUGGAAUCAAGUCAAACAGCCUGGCGUUGAUCAAAAGGACAGGUGUCAUCGAUGCAGACAAGCCAAUAUCAACCCAGGUUCGAGUUUUGACCUUGAGUGAGGAUUCACCCUAUGAGACACUCCACUCUUUCAUCAGCAAUGCUGUGGCUCCUUUCUUCAAAUCCUACAUUCGUGAAUCUGGCAAAGCAGACAGAGAUGGAGAUAAGAUGGCUCCCUCAGUUGAGAAAAAGAUUGCAGAGUUGGAGAUGGGUCUUCUCCAUCUGCAGCAGAACAUUGAGAUUCCUGAGAUCAGCCUCCUCAUCCACCCCAUCAUCACAAAUAUUGCCAAACAGUGCUAUGAGCGUGGGGAAAAACCCAAGGUCACAGAUUUUGGGGACAAAGUGGAAGAUCCGACGUUCCUUAACCAGCUGCAGUCUGGAGUCAAUCGUUGGAUCAGAGAAAUCCAGAAGGUGACAAAGCUUGACCGUGACCCGGCUUCAGGAACAGCCUUGCAGGAGAUCAGCUUCUGGCUGAAUCUGGAGAGAGCCCUCAACAGGAUCCAGGAAAAGAGAGAGAGCCCCGAGGUUCUGCUCACCCUCGACAUCCUCAAACAUGGAAAACGUUUCCAUGCUACUGUCAGCUUUGACACUGACACUGGUCUAAAGCAGGCUGUUGAAACAGUCAAUGACUACAACCCUCUGAUGAAGGACUUCCCUCUCAAUGACCUGCUCUCUGCCUCAGAGCUUGAUAAGAUCCGCCAGGCUCUGAUGGCCAUCUUCACCCACCUGAAAAAGAUCAGGAACACUAAGUACCCCAUCCAAAGGGCUCUGCGUCUGGUUGAAGCCAUUUCCAGGGACUUGAGCUCCCAACUCCUCAAAGUGUUGGGAACCAGGAAGCUCAUGCAUGUUGCCUACGAAGAAUUUGAAAAGGUGAUGGUGGCUUGCUUCGAGGUGUUCCAGACCUGGGAGGAUGAGUAUGAGAAACUGCAGGUGCUUUUGAGGGACAUUGUGAAGCGGAAGCGAGAGGAGAACCUGAAGAUGGUGUGGCGUCUGAGCCCAGCUCACAGGAAACUCCAGUCACGUCUGGACCACAUGAGACGUUUCAGAAGGCAGCAUGAGCAGCUGAGGGCUGUCAUUGUCCGUGUGCUUAGGCCACAGGUUUCUGCUGUGCCACAACACGCACCUGGAGAGACAGUUGAGCCCCAAGACAUGAAAGUGGCUGGAGUUCUCAUUGAUGCAGCUGAUGCCAAUGCUAUUGAGGAGGUCAACCUGGCAUAUGAGAAUGUGAAAGAGGUUGACGGCCUGGAUGUGUCUAAGGAAGGCAUGGAAGCCUGGGAAGCUGCCAUGAAGCGCUACGACGAGCGCAUCGACCGUGUGGAGACCCGUAUCACUGCUCGUCUGCGUGAUCAGCUGGGAACCGCCAAGAACGCCAAUGAGAUGUUCCGUAUCUUCUCCCGCUUCAAUGCUCUCUUUGUGCGCCCCCACAUUCGCGGUGCCAUCCGUGAGUACCAGACGCAGCUCAUCCAGCGUGUGAAGGAUGACAUCGAGUCUCUGCAUGACAAGUUCAAAGUCCAGUAUCCUCAGAGCCAGGCCUGUAAGAUGAGCCACGUCAGGGACCUGCCUCCCGUGUCAGGCUCCAUCAUCUGGGCUAAGCAGAUCGAUCGUCAGCUGACUGCGUACAUGAAGCGAGUGGAGGACGUCCUGGGUAAAGGCUGGGAGAAUCACGUGGAGGGGCUGAAGCUGAAGCAGGAUGGAGACAGCUUCAGAGCUAAACUGAAUACACAGGAGAUAUUUGAUGACUGGGCUCGCAAGGUGCAGCAGCGUAACCUUGGUGUAUCUGGUCGCAUCUUCACCAUUGAAAGCACUCGUGCCCGUGGACGCACAGGCAACAUGCUCAAGCUCAAAGUCAACUUCCUUCCAGAGAUCAUCACCUUAUCCAAAGAAGUCCGUAACCUCAAGUGGCUGAGCUUCCGUGUUCCUCUGGCCAUUGUCAACAAAGCCCACCAGGCUAACCAGCUGUAUCCGUUUGCCAUCUCUUUGAUCGAGAGUGUGCGCACCUAUGAACGCACAUGCGAGAAGGUGGAAGAGAGGUCCUCCAUCUCUUUACUGGUUGCCGGGCUGAAGAAGGAGGUUCAGGCUUUAGUUACCGAGGGCAUCACUCUGGUUUGGGAAUCAUACAAGCUGGAUCCAUACGUUCAGAGGCUGGCUGAGACUGUCUUCAACUUCCAGGAGAAGGUGGAUGACCUCUUGCUGAUUGAGGAGAAGAUAGAUCUCGAGGUUCGCUCUCUGGAGACCUGUAUGUUUGACAACAAGACCUUCUCUGACAUCCUGAACCGAGUCCAGAAGGCUGUGGACGAUCUGAACCUGCACUCAUAUUCCAACCUGCCCAUCUGGGUCAACAAACUCGACAUUGAGAUUGAGCGCAUUCUGGGAGUGCGUCUGCAGGCAGGCCUUAAAGCCUGGACCCAGGUGCUUCGGGGUCAGGUGGAGGACAAAGCUGAUGUGGACAUGGACACAGAGGCUCCACAAGUGAGCCACAAACCAGGAGGAGAACCCAAGAUCAAGAAUGUUGUCCAUGAGCUGAGGAUUACUAACCAGGUGAUCUACCUGAACCCACCAAUUGAAGACUGUCGCUACAAGCUUUACCAGGAGAUGUUUGCUUGGAAGAUGGUCAUCCUCUCUCUUCCCAGGAUUCAGAGCCAGAGAUACCAGGUGGGCGUCCACUAUGAGCUGUCAGAGGAGGAGAAGUUCUAUAGAAAUGCUCUCACCAGGAUGCCAGAUGGCCCUGCAGCGUUAGAGGAGGCUUACAAUGCAGUCGAAGACAUCGUCAAUGAGGUGGAGCAGUAUGUUAAGGUGUGGCUUCAGUACCAGUGCUUGUGGGACAUGCAAGCUGAGAACAUCUACAACCGUUUGGGUGAAGACCUCACCAAGUGGCAAGCCCUGCUGGUCCAGAUCCGCAAAGCACGUGGAACCUUUGACAAUGCAGAGACCCGGAAAGAUUUUGGACCUGUGGUCAUUGACUAUGGCAAGGUCCAGUCCAAGGUGAACUUGAAGUAUGAUUCCUGGCACAAAGAAGUGCUCAGCAAGUUUGGCCAGAUGCUCGGGCAGAACAUGCAGGACUUCCAUGCCCAGAUCUCCAAGUCUCGUCAAGACCUAGAACAACAUUCUGUGGACACAGCGAGCACCUCAGAUGCUGUCAACUUCAUAACCUAUGUCCAGACCCUGAAACGGAAAAUCAAACAGUUUGAGAAAAAUGUGGAUUUGUUCCGUAACGGACAGCGUUUGCUGGAGAAGCAGAGAUUCCAGUUCCCUCCAUCCUGGCUCUACAUCGAUAACAUUGAAGGAGAAUGGGGGGCCUUCAGUGACAUCAUGAAACGUAAAGAUACAGCUAUCCAGCAGCAAGUUGCCAACCUGCAGAUGAAGAUUGUCCAGGAGGACAAAGCUGUAGAAAACCGCACCACUGACCUGCUCAAUGACUGGGAGAAGACCAAACCAGUUGCUGGUAACCUGCGUCCUGAGGAGGCUCUUCAGUCUCUGACAAUCUAUGAAGGAAACUUUGGCCGUCUGAAGGUCGAAAGGGAGAAAUGUGCUCGUGCCAAAGAGGCUCUGGAGCUCACGGACACUGGGCUGCUGAGUGGUAGUGAAGAGAGAGUGCAGGUGGCAUUGGAGGAGCUGCAUGACCUGAAGGAGGUGUGGUCAGAGCUCUCAAAGGUCUGGGAGCAAAUCGACCAGAUGAAAGAACAGCCAUGGGUGUCUGUGCAACCUCGUAAGCUUCGUCAGAGUCUGGAUGGUCUUCUGAACCAGUUGAAGAACUUCCAAGCAAGACUGAGACAGUACGCCUCCUAUGAGUACGUCCAGAGGCUGCUUAAAGGAUACCUGAAGGUGAACAUGUUGGUGAUUGAGCUGAAGUCUGAGGCUUUGAAAGACCGCCACUGGAAGCAGUUGAUGAAGCGUUUGCAUGUCAACUGGGUCACAUCAGAGCUGACCCUGGGACAGAUCUGGGAUGUGGAUCUACAGAAGAACGAAAUGGUUGUGAAGGAUGUUCUCCUGGUUGCUCAGGGAGAAAUGGCCUUGGAGGAGUUCCUUAAACAGAUCCGUGAAGUGUGGAACUCGUAUGAACUCGACCUGGUGAACUACCAGAACAAAUGUCGUCUGAUUCGGGGCUGGGACGACCUCUUUAACAAGGUCAAAGAACACAUCAACAGUGUGUCUGCCAUGAAGCUGUCUCCUUACUACAAGGUGUUUGAGGAAGAUGCUUUGAGCUGGGAGGACAAGCUGAACCGCAUCAUGGCUCUGUUUGAUGUUUGGAUUGAUGUCCAGCGUCGUUGGGUCUACCUGGAGGGCAUCUUCACAGGCAGCGCAGACAUCAAACAUCUGCUUCCUGUAGAAACACAGCGAUUCCAGAGCAUCAGCACAGAGUUCUUGGCCCUAAUGAAAAAGGUGACAAAAUCACCCUUGGUGAUGGAUGUGCUGAACAUUCAGGGAGUGCAGAGGUCCCUGGAGCGUCUGGCUGACCUUCUUGGAAAAAUCCAGAAAGCUCUUGGAGAAUACCUGGAGAGGGAGAGAUCCUCAUUCCCCAGGUUCUACUUCGUUGGAGAUGAGGAUCUGCUUGAGAUCAUUGGCAACAGCAAGAACGUGGCCAAACUGCAAAAACACUUCAAGAAAAUGUUUGCUGGUGUGUCCAGCAUUUUGCUCAAUGAAGACAACACGGUGGUGCUGGGAAUCUCUUCACGAGAGGGUGAAGAGAUUCUGUAUAAGACCCCGGUCUCCAUCACUGAGCACCCCAAAAUCAAUGAAUGGCUGACUCUCGUGGAGAAAGAGAUGAGAGUGACACUGGCCAAGCUGUUGGCUGAGUCUGUCACAGAGGUCACAGGCUUCAACAAGGGCAGUGGCAUCGACCUGAACCAGUACAUCACCUGGAUUGAUCGUUACCAGGCCCAGCUGGUUGUCCUGUCCACUCAGAUUGCCUGGUCUGAGAACAUUGAAUCUGCCUUGACCACUAUCUCUGGUGGAGGGGACAUGUCACCCAUGCAGAACGUAUUGACAAAUGUGGAGGCCACUCUCAACGUGUUGGCUGACACUGUGCUGAUGGAGCAGCCUCCUCUCCGCAGGAGGAAACUGGAACAUCUGAUCACAGAGCUGGUGCACCAGCGUGACGUUACCAGGACUUUGAUUAAGAACAAAAUUGACAACCCCAAGUCCUUCGAGUGGCUCAGCCAGAUGCGUUUCUACUUUGACCCCAAGCAGACUGACGUCCUGCAGCAACUGUCUAUUCAGAUGGCCAACGCAAAGUUCAACUACGGCUUCGAGUACUUGGGUGUCCAGGACAAGCUGGUCCAGACACCUCUGACAGACCGCUGCUAUCUCACAAUGACCCAGGCUCUGGAGGCCCGCCUUGGAGGGUCACCAUUUGGCCCUGCUGGCACAGGAAAGACUGAGUCAGUGAAAGCCCUUGGUCACCAGCUUGGCCGCUUUGUCCUGGUCUUCAACUGUGAUGAGACAUUUGACUUCCAGGCCAUGGGUCGUAUCUUCGUGGGUCUGUGCCAGGUCGGAGCUUGGGGUUGCUUUGACGAGUUCAAUCGUCUUGAGGAGAGAAUGCUGUCGGCCGUGUCUCAGCAGGUCCAGUACAUCCAGGUGGCCCUGAGGGAGCAUAGCAACCCCAACAGAGACAGGAGUGUGCCUAUCACCACUGAACUCCUGAACAAGCAGGUGAAGGUGAGCCCAGACAUGGCCAUCUUCAUCACCAUGAACCCUGGCUAUGCUGGUCGAUCCAACCUGCCUGACAAUCUGAAGAAGCUGUUCCGUAGCUUGGCCAUGACCAAGCCUGAUCGCCAGCUCAUCGCCCAGGUUAUGCUCUACUCUCAAGGUUUCCGCACGGCUGAGAUCCUUGCCAAGAAGAUUGUACCCUUCUUUAAGCUGUGUGAUGAGCAGCUGUCAUCCCAGAGUCACUAUGAUUUUGGUCUUCGAGCCCUCAAGAGUGUGCUGAUCAGUGCUGGCAACGUCAAACGUGAGCGCAUCCAGAGGAUCAAAAGGGAGAAACUUGAGCGUGGAGAGGAUGUUGAUGAGAAUGAGAUCGCGGAGAAUCUUCCUGAGCAGGAGAUCCUGAUCCAGAGUGUGUGUGAGACUAUGGUGCCCAAACUGGUGGCAGAGGACAUCCCUCUGCUGUUCAGCUUGCUGUCUGAUGUUUUCCCUGGAGUACAGUACCACCGUGGAGAGAUGACUGCUCUGAGGGAGGAGCUAAAGAAAGUCUGUGCAGAGAUGUACCUCACCUAUGGAGAUGGUGAUGAUGUGGGCAGCCUAUGGGUGGAGAAGGUGCUCCAGCUGUACCAGAUCACACAGAUCAACCAUGGUCUAAUGAUGGUUGGACCCUCAGGCAGUGGAAAAACCAUGGCUUGGCGAGUGCUGCUCAAGGCUUUGGAAAGGCUGGAAGGAGUGGAGGGUGUGGCCCACAUCAUUGAUCCCAAGGCUAUUAGCAAGGACCACCUUUAUGGAACCCUGGACCCCAACACCCGCGAAUGGACCGAUGGCUUGUUCACACACAUCCUCAGGAAGAUCAUUGAUAAUGUUCGAGGUGAACUGCAGAAGCGACAGUGGAUCAUCUUUGAUGGAGAUGUCGACCCUGAGUGGGUUGAAAAUCUCAACUCUGUCCUGGAUGACAACAAGCUGCUCACUCUACCCAACGGAGAGCGUCUUAGCUUGCCACCAAAUGUGCGUGUGAUGUUUGAGGUACAGGACCUUAAGUAUGCUACCUUGGCCACCGUGUCUCGUUGUGGUAUGGUCUGGUUCAGUGAGGACGUCCUCAGCACCGACAUGAUCUUUAACAACUUCCUGGCUCGCAUGCGCAGCAUCCCACUGGACGAGGGAGAGGAUGAAGCUCAGCGCAAGAGAAAGGGUACAGAGGAUGAGGAGGAAACUGCAUCACCAAUGCUACAGAUCCAGCGUGAUUCUGCAGGUAUUCUGCAGCCUUACUUUACCUCUACAGGCCUGGUCAUCAAGGCGUUGGAGCACGCCUCAAAGAUGGAACACAUCAUGGACUUCACCCGCCUGCGCUGCUUGGGUUCCCUGUUCUCAAUGCUGCACCAGGCCUGCCGCAAUGUGGCUCUAUACAACAACAACCACCCAGACUUCCCCAUGCCCAUCGAUCAGCUGGAGAGAUACAUGCAGAGAUAUCUGAUCUACGCUGUGCUGUGGUCCUUCUCUGGUGAUGGGCGGCUCAAGAUGAGGGCUGAGCUUGGGGAAUAUAUCCGACGCAUCACCACCGUACCCCUCCCCUCUGCCCCCAAUGUUCCCAUCAUUGACUACGAGGUGUGCAUCUCAGGAGAGUGGCAGUCCUGGCAGGGUAAGGUGCCCCAGAUUGAGGUGGAAACUCACAAGGUGGCAUCCCCUGAUGUUGUUGUUCCCACGUUGGACACUGUUCGCCACGAGGCUUUGCUUUACACAUGGCUGGCAGAACACAAGCCGCUAGUGUUGUGUGGACCUCCUGGCUCUGGAAAGACCAUGACCCUGUUUAGCGCUCUCAGGGCCCUGCCGGACAUGGAGGUUGUGGGUUUGAACUUUUCUAGUGCCACGACACCAGAGCUGCUGCUGAAGACCUUCGACCACUACUGUGAGUAUCGCCGUACUCCCAACGGUGUUGUCCUCGCCCCCGUCCAACUCGGCAAGUGGCUAGUGUUGUUCUGUGAUGAAAUCAAUUUGCCUGACAUGGACAAGUACGGCACACAGAGAGUCAUCUCUUUCCUGCGACAGAUGGUGGAACAUGGAGGGUUCUACCGCACCUCAGAUCAGACUUGGGUCAAACUGGAGAGGAUCCAGUUUGUGGGAGCCUGUAAUCCUCCCACAGACCCUGGCAGAAAGCCCCUCACUCACAGAUUCCUGCGUCAUGUUCCUGUGGUGUAUGUGGACUAUCCAGGACCAGCAUCUCUCACUCAGAUUUAUGGUACCUUCAACCGGGCCAUGUUGCGCCUCAUCCCCUCUCUGCGCACCUAUGCUGAACCUCUGACUGCUGCCAUGGUGGAGUUCUACACUAUGUCUCAGGAGCGGUUCACCCAGGACACCCAGCCCCACUACAUCUACUCUCCCAGAGAAAUGACCCGCUGGGUGAGGGGCAUCUUCGAGGCUCUGCGGCCACUUGAGACUCUGCCUGUGGAGGGGCUCAUUCGUAUCUGGGCCCAUGAGGCUCUACGACUCUUCCAGGAUAGGCUGGUUGGAGAUGAAGAAAGAAGGUGGACAGAUGAAAACAUCGAUACCGUUGCUCUCAAACACUUCCCCAACAUCGAUAAGGAGAAGGCUCUUAACAGACCCAUCCUUUACAGCAACUGGCUCUCCAAGGAUUACAUCCCAGUGGAACAGGAGGAACUGAGGGACUAUGUGAAGGCCCGUCUGAAGGUCUUCUAUGAAGAGGAGCUGGAUGUUCCUCUUGUGCUCUUUAAUGAGGUGUUGGACCAUGUCCUGAGAAUUGACAGAAUCUUCCGUCAGCCUCAGGGCCAUCUGUUGUUGAUCGGUGUGAGUGGAGCAGGAAAGACCACUCUGUCUCGCUUUGUUGCCUGGAUGAACGGUCUGAGUGUCUACCAGAUCAAGGUACACAGGAAAUACACAGGAGAGGACUUUGAUGAAGACCUGCGGACAGUGCUGCGUCGAUCAGGUUGCAAGAAUGAGAAGAUUGCCUUCAUCAUGGAUGAGUCCAAUGUACUGGACUCUGGUUUCCUUGAGAGAAUGAACACUCUUCUGGCCAAUGGAGAGGUUCCUGGCCUGUUUGAAGGAGAUGAAUAUGCCACCCUGAUGACUCAGUGUAAGGAGGGAGCUCAGAAAGAGGGUCUAAUGCUUGACACACAUGAGGAGCUGUACAAGUGGUUCACCAGCCAGGUGAUCAGGAACCUCCACGUGGUUUUCACCAUGAACCCCUCAUCAGAAGGCCUCAAGGACAGAGCUGCCACAUCUCCUGCUCUCUUCAACAGAUGUGUGCUGAACUGGUUUGGAGACUGGUCCACUGAGGCCCUGUAUCAGGUGGGUAAGGAGUUCACCAGCAAGAUGGACCUGGAGAAGCCCAACUACAAGGUGCCAGACUACAUGCCCAUUGUUUACGACAAACUGCCCCAGCCACCAUCUCACCGUGAGGCCAUCGUCAACGGCUGUGUGUUUGUACACCAGACACUCCACCAGGCGAACAACCGACUGGCCAAGCGAGGUGGCCACACCAUGGCCAUCACCCCCAGACACUACCUUGACUUCAUCAACCAGUACGCCAACCUGUUCAAUGAGAAACGCAGUGAGUUGGAGGAGCAGCAGAUGCAUCUCAAUGUUGGUCUCCGUAAGAUCAAAGAAACUGUUGAUCAGGUGGAGGAGCUUCGUCGUGACCUGAGAAUCAAGAGCCAAGAGUUGGAAGCAAAGAAUGCUGCUGCCAAUGACAAACUGAAGAAGAUGGUCAAAGACCAGCAGGAGGCAGAGAAGAAGAAGGUGAUGAGUCAGGAGAUCCAGGAGGCUGUGUACAAGCAGCAGGAGGUGAUCAAGGACAAACAGCUGAGUGUCAAACAGGACUUGGACCAAGUGGAGCCUGCUGUUAUUGAGGCUCAGAAUGCUGUUAAGUCCAUUAAGAAGCAGCACCUGGUGGAGGUGCGUUCCAUGGCCAAUCCACCUGCAGCUGUAAAACUGGCCCUGGAGUCCAUCUGCUUGCUCCUGGGAGAAAGCACAACUGACUGGAAGCAGAUUCGUUCCAUCAUCAUGAGAGAGAACUUCAUCCCCACCAUUGUUAACUUCUCUGCUGAAGAAAUCAGUGACUCCAUCCGUGAGAAGAUGAAGAAGAACUACCUCUCCAACCCAAGUUACAACUAUGACCAAGUCAACAGGGCCUCACUGGCCUGCGGCCCCAUGGUGAAAUGGGCCAUUGCUCAGCUUAACUAUGCUGACAUGCUGAAGCGUGUGGAGCCUCUGCGUAACGAACUGCAGAAGCUUGAAGAUGACGCCACAGACAACAAAACCAAAGCGGAAGAGGUAGAACAAAUGAUCAGAGACCUGGAGGCUAGCAUCGCUCGCUACAAGGAGGAGUAUGCUGUUCUCAUCUCAGAGGCCCAGGCCAUCAAGGCUGACCUCGCUGCAGUGGAAGCUAAGGUGAAUCGGAGUACAGCUCUACUCAAGAGUCUAUCAGCUGAAAGAGAGCGCUGGGAAAAGACCAGUGAGACCUUCAAGAACCAGAUGUCUACCAUCGCUGGAGACUGUCUGCUCUCUGCUGCAUUCAUUACCUAUGCUGGCUACUUUGAACAACAGAUGAGACAGAACCUGUUCACUACUUGGUCUCAUCACCUGCAGCAAGCCAACAUUCAGUUCCGUACCGACAUCGCCAGAACUGAGUACCUGUCCAACGCAGAUGAGAGACUCCGCUGGCAAGCCAACUCCCUCCCAGCUGAUGACCUCUGCACUGAAAACGCCAUCAUGCUUAAGAGGUUUAACAGAUACCCGCUCAUCAUUGAUCCAUCAGGUCAGGCUACGGAGUUCAUAAUGAAUGAGUACAAAGACCGAAAGAUCACCAGGACCAGUUUCUUGGAUGAUGCUUUCAGGAAGAACCUGGAGAGUGCCCUGCGUUUUGGUAACCCACUGCUGGUCCAGGACGUGGAAAGUUACGACCCCAUCUUAAACCCAGUGCUGAACAGGGAGGUCCGCAGAACUGGAGGGCGUGUCCUCAUCACCCUCGGAGACCAGGAUAUUGAUCUGUCACCUUCAUUCGUCAUCUUCCUCUCCACACGAGACCCAACGGUUGAGUUCCCACCAGAUCUAUGUUCUCGUGUGACUUUUGUCAACUUCACCGUGACACGGAGCAGCCUCCAGAGCCAGUGUCUCAACGAAGUCCUAAAGGCUGAGAGACCUGAUGUGGAUGAGAAACGCUCUGAUCUCCUCAAACUGCAGGGUGAGUUCCAGCUGCGUCUCCGCCAGCUUGAGAAAUCCCUGCUGCAGGCCCUGAAUGAAGUUAAGGGCCGUAUCCUGGAUGAUGACACCAUCAUCACCACCCUGGAGAACCUAAAGAGGGAGGCAGCUGAGGUGACCCGAAAGGUGGAGGAGACAGAUAUCAUCAUGGCUGAGGUGGAGGCAGUGUCUCAGCAGUACCUGUCUCUGUCCUCAGCCUGCAGCAGCAUCUACUUCACCAUGGAGGCUCUGAACCAGAUGCACUUCCUGUACCAGUACUCCCUUCACUUUUUCCUGGAUACCUACCAUACUGUGCUUUAUGAGAACGCCAACCUCAAGAGUAUCACUGAUCACUCUCAGAGACUGGCCCUCAUCACCAAGGACCUCUUCCAGGUUGCUUUCAACAGAGUAGCCAGAGGUAUGCUGCAUCAGGAUCACAUCACCUUUGCCAUGCUUCUGGCUAAAAUCAGUCUGAAGGGCAUGACUAAUGAGCCUUCAUAUGAUGCGGAGUUCCAGCAUUUCCUCCGUGGUAAGGAGAUUGUCCUGACGGGUAUGUCACUGCCCAAGGUGAAGGGUCUGUCCACAGAACAGAGUGAGGCCAUGGUCCGCCUCAGCCGCCUGCCUGCAUUCAAAGACCUGGUGGCCAAAGUUGAGGCUGAUGAGCAAUUCUUCAUGUGGCUUGAGAGUAACACCCCAGAGCUGGCCGUUCCUUAUCUGUGGUCGGAGGAGAAACAGUCCACUUCCAUUGGCCAGGCAGUGCACCAGCUGCUGCUGAUCCAGACUUUCCGUCCAGAUCGUCUGCUGGCCAUGUCACACAUUUUUGUGUCAAAGGUUCUGGGAGAGACCUUCAUGAGCAUCAUCGAGCAGCCUCUGGACCUGGCUAAUAUCGUGGACAGUGAGGUGAAGCCCAGCACUCCAGUGUUGAUGUGUUCUGUGCCAGGUUAUGAUGCUUCUGGUCUGGUCAGAGAUCUGGCUGCUGAGGAGAACAAACAAAUCACCUCCAUUUCCAUUGGUUCAGCUGAGGGCUUCAACAAGGCUGACCGAGACAUCAACACAGCUGUCAAGUCUGGAAGGUGGGUGAUGUUGGAGAACGUCCAUCUGGCUCCUGGUUGGCUGAUGCAGCUGGAGAAGAAGCUCCACUCUAUGCAACCUCAUGCCAGCUUCAGGCUUUUCCUCACUAUGGAGAUCAACCCCAAGGUUCCAGUCAAUCUGCUCCGUGCUGGUCGUAUCUUUGUGUUUGAGCCUCCUCCAGGUGUUAAAGCCAACAUGCUCAGGACCUUUAGCAGCAUCCCUGUGGCUCGCAUGUGCAAGGCCCCCAAUGAGCGUGCUCGCCUCUACUUCCUGCUGGCCUGGUUCCACGCUGUCAUUCAGGAGCGUCUGCGGUAUGCACCGCUGGGCUGGUCUAAGAAAUAUGAAUUUGGAGAGUCUGAUCUGCGUUCUGCCUGUGACACAGUUGACACUUGGCUGGAUGACACUGCUAAGGGACGUCAGAACAUUGCACCAGAUAAGAUCCCCUGGGCGGCUCUGAAAACCCUCAUGGCCCAGUCCAUCUAUGGAGGUCGCAUUGACAACGAAUUUGACCAGCGACUGCUCAUCACUUUCCUGGAACGUAUUUUCACAAAGGGCAGCUUCGACAGCGAGUUCAAACUGGCUCUGAAGGUGGACGGACACAAGGACAUCAAGAUGCCUGAUGGCAUUCGGCGGGAGGAGUUCAUGCACUGGGUAGAGAUGCUCCCUGACACUCAGACUCCAUCUUGGCUCGGGUUGCCUAGCAAUGCCGAGAAGGUCUUGCUCACCACUCAGGGCAUUGACAUGAUGGGUAAGAUGCUGAAAAUGCAGAUGUUGGAGGAUGAGGACGACCUGGCCUAUGAGACGGAGAAGAAGCAACAGCAGCAGCAGCAGCACACUUCGUCCACAUCUGACGCCCAGCCAGCCUGGAUGAGGACCCUCCACACCACCGCCUGCAACUGGCUGCAGCUCAUGCCUCAAGCAGUCAAUCCACUCAAACGCACAGUGGAGAACAUCAAGGACCCACUGUUCCGUUUCUUUGAGCGUGAGGUGAAGAUGGGCGGCAAGAUGCUGCAGGAGAUUCGUCAGGAUCUCUCUGAUGUUGUGCAAGUGUGUGAAGGCAAGAAGAAGCAGACCAACUACCUGCGCACACUCAUCAGCGACCUGGUCAAAGGCAUCCUUCCUCGCAGCUGGUGCAGAUACACUGUCCCAGCAUCCAUGACUGUCAUUCAGUGGGUGGCAGAUUUCAGUGAGAGGAUCAAACAGCUGCAACACAUCUCCCAAGGGGCUGCCAGCGGAGGGGCCAAGGAGCUCAAGAACAUCCAUGUAUGCCUGGGCAGCCUGUUUGUGCCAGAGGCCUACAUCACUGCCACCCGUCAGUACGUGGCCCAGGCCAACAGCUGGUCUCUGGAGGAGUUGUGUCUGGAGGUCAACGUCACCACCGCUCAGGGCGCUGCGCUGGACGCCUGCAGCUUCGGCAUCAAAGGACUGAAACUACAGGGAGCGACAUGUGCCAACAACAAGCUGUCUCUGUCCACGUCCAUCUCCACUGAGCUGCCACUGACUCAGCUCCGCUGGAUCAAACAGGGCAACGCCGAGAAGAGACACAUGGUCACUCUGCCCGUGUACCUGAACUUCACCAGGUCAGACCUCAUCUUCACCGUUGACUUCGACAUCGCCACCAAAGAAGAUCCUCACAGCUUCUACGAGCGUGGAGUCGCUGUCCUGUGUACCGAGUAAAUGGAGUCCUGAAGUCAUUCCUGAAGACUCUAGUGUCACUAUCUAAACCAACCUUUUAUCACUUAACAUUCAUCGCUUAUUAAUCAUCAGUUGAAAAAGUAGUUAUAGUCUGUGUCAUUCCAUUAUUAAACUCAGUCUAGAACAUGAGGAGCAGUAACGUAGAGCUCAUACUAGUGCUUUUGGAAAGGGUCUUGAAGGUUAUGGGAAUGUUGUCAGAUGGUUGAUGAAGAGGAGAUGAAAAGUGGAAAAGCAAAGUUGGAAAGAGAAUGUUUUUAUGAAGGAACCUGUAUGUUUUUUAGAUUGAAACCCUGUUGGAAUAAAAUGAAGUACAACCUCA